AAGAUGCGCGUUGGUCGAUGUCGUGCCUCGGCGGGUUUGGAAGUUACCGGCCGGAGGGCCCUGGUCCGGUUGCAGCUUUCUCCCGGGUUCCUCCCUGCCGCUCCUCCGGGUCCGUGGGUCCUCUGCUGCCCGCCUUCCCCACCCCGGGCCGCCCCUGUUGCUCGCGUUUCUCUACCCCAAGUAUUGCCCUGAUUGAAGAGCUCCUUGAAAGGUUCUUGAGAAGAUAAAGAGGGUAGUGGGGACGAGCCUCCAGAGCUGCUCCAGCCCUAAAUGGCAGCAGAAUCAAGAAAGUCAUUAGCCCCAUCCCCAUCUGACCAAGCUCCCGAGGAAGACCUUGUCAUCGUCAAGGUAGAGGAAGAUCAUGGCUGGGACCAGGAAUCCAGUCUGCAUGAAAAUAACCCUCCCGGCCAAGAGCUGUUCCGCCUGCGCUUCAGGAAGUUAUGCUACCAGGAGACGUUAGGGCCCCGAGAAGCUCUGAUCCAACUCCGUGCACUUUGCCAUCAGUGGCUAAGGCCGGAUUUGAACACCAAAGAGCAGAUCUUGGAGCUGCUGGUGCUGGAGCAGUUCCUGACCAUCCUGCCCGAGGAGCUGCAGACACUGGUGAAGGAACAUCAGCUGGAGAACGGAGAGGAGGUGGUGACCCUGCUGGAGGACUUGGAAAGGCAGAUUGACAUACUAGGGCGGCCGGUCCCAGCCCGUGCACAUGGACAUGGACUCUGGGAGGAGGUGGUGCGUUCAGAGUCUGCACCAGAGCUUCCAGAUGCUCCGCUCCGAUCUGUGACAACCCAGCACAAAUCUCCAGUGCCCCAAGGGCCGCAAGAGAGAGCCAUCUCUACUUCUCAGAGUCCUACCCCUUCCCAGAAGGGAAGUCCUGGAGACCAGGAGAUGACAGCAACACUUCUCACAGCAGGGUUCCAGACUUUAGAGAAGAUCGAAGACAUGGCUGUGUCCCUAAUUCGAGAGGAGUGGCUUCUUGAUCCAUCCCAGAAGGAUCCCAGUAGAGAUAAUAGGCCAGAGAAUUACCGAAACAUGUUCUCCCUGGGUGGUGAGACCAGGAAUGAGAACAGGGAAUUAUCUUCGAAACAGGUAAUAUCUACUGGACUCCAACCACAUGGAGAGACAGCUGCCAAAUGCAACGGGGAUGUUAUCGGGGGUCUUGAGCAUGGAGAAUCCCGAGAUCUUCUGGGCAGAUUAGAGAGGCAGCGGGGAAAUCCCACCCAGGAGAGACGACAUAAAUGUGAUGAAUGUGGGAAGAGCUUUGCUCAGAGCUCGGGCCUUGUUCGCCACUGGAGAAUCCACACUGGGGAGAAACCCUAUCAGUGUAAUGUGUGUGGUAAAGCCUUCAGUUACAGGUCAGCCCUUCUUUCCCAUCAGGAUAUCCACAACAAAGUAAAGCGCUAUCACUGUAAGGAGUGUGGUAAAGCCUUCAGUCAAAACACAGGCCUGAUCCUGCACCAGAGAAUCCAUACUGGGGAGAAGCCGUAUCAGUGCAAUCAGUGUGGGAAGGCUUUCAGUCAGAGUGCGGGCCUUAUUCUGCACCAGAGAAUCCACAGUGGGGAGAGACCCUAUGAAUGUAAUGAGUGUGGGAAAGCUUUCAGUCAUAGCUCUCACCUCAUUGGACAUCAGAGAAUCCACACUGGGGAGAAGCCCUAUGAGUGUGAUGAGUGUGGGAAAACCUUCAGGCGGAGCUCACAUCUUAUUGGCCAUCAGAGAAGCCACACUGGGGAAAAACCCUACAAAUGCAAUGAGUGUGGGAGGGCCUUCAGUCAGAAGUCAGGCCUUAUUGAACAUCAGAGAAUCCACACUGGAGAAAGACCCUAUAAAUGUAAAGAAUGUGGGAAAGCUUUCAAUGGGAACACGGGCCUCAUACAGCAUCUGAGAAUUCACACAGGGGAGAAGCCCUAUCAAUGUAAUGAGUGUGGGAAAGCCUUUAUUCAGAGGUCAAGUCUCAUUCGGCAUCAGAGAAUCCACAGUGGAGAAAAAUCUGAAUCCAUAGGAGUUUAGGAACAAAGCACAAUCGUAGUUUGGGCAUUAUUCCACAUUAGGGAAACCACAUGCUGGUGAGGGCUCUUUCAGUGUAGUAAAAAGAAAGUGUGUCAUCGCUGCAACCUCACCGGAGUCCGAACGGAUCGUGGUGGCGGAUUAGAGUAGCUCUUCAGUAGUCUGGGCCAGUGCCUUGGUGAGGUGGGUUAGCUUGACUGUCCGGGGAGGUGUCUGAGGGAGUGGAGCUCCUGAUGGCCUGAUGUAUCCUUGAGAAACAAAAUAGCAUUAGAGCAAGUUGCUUGUCAUGGAGGCACUUAAUUUUGUCUUUUGAGGAGUAGUUGUAGGUUUUGAGAGAGGCUACUCCUGGUUCCUCUGCUUCCUCCCGUCUCCGGUGAUCCCCUUCCCCCAUUUACCGCCCUGAGGUGCACUUGUGCUGCAAAUCUGAUCUGAGAAGCCACUUGAGAGUUUGAAGCAGCCUCUGUGUGAAAUUUAUUUUGUACUUAGCUUCCUGAGAACCUAGUUCUAGGGAAAUUUUUUACAGACACUUAAUGUAUUUAUGCUUAAGUGUGCGUUUUGUUUUAUUCUGAUGUUCCUGAUAGUCAGUGGAAACCCGUAUUCCCACGCAAACUCAGAAUGCUAUAUUUUUAACAGCACUGCAGCAUUUUUCUUCAUAUCUCACCUUCCCUGACUCCAGUGAGUCACUGAGCGUCCAUACGUAUCCUUCACCACCCCCAGCCCCCGUACGUGUGUCCGCAAAGGAGGUGAUGGUUGUGGGAAUGAAGCAGAGAAAGAGGUGAGUGGAGACUCAGCCUGGCUGCUCUUGAGCUCGGGUGGUUGCACCUUGUGGUGACUUGUGGCUCUCCUUUCCACCUUCCCACGGUACACGGUGGUGCACAGAGGUGGUGACACUGUCCUAGUUACUGCAUCACAUGGGAGAAAGGGGAGACAGGUGCUUGAAGAAGACCUGAAAAUCCUUACAAAGAAUGUACACACAGCUCGCCUGGCGCAUUACAGCACUGCCCUCUCAGGUUCUUUCCAGUCUGCACAAACCCCUGACAGGACGGUCUGUCACUCCUGUCGUCCCCCUGCUCCCACCUCGUCAGAUGGCCUUAGCCCCUCACCCUUCAUUCUCCAUCUGUUUCUUGCCAUUAGCUCUGUGUGUCUCCGUGGCAAUCUGUCGAAUACUUCCCCUCACAGCUCCUCAUCUUCUAAAUUCUGUUGUACUCCAUGAUGUAAUCCGGCAGACACAGUAUCUUAACUCAUCAUCACCAGGCACUAUCUUUCUUGGAGGCUUUCAGUGUACCAAAGGAUAUUCGGUAAAGUGACAAGGUUGGGUUAAAUAACACACCAGACUCUCUGCAUCCAAACAUGGUUUGUCCUUUAAAUUUGGCACUUGUGGUUAGUCUGGUCGCGCCACUGCUCCUCCAAAUAUUUGGAAGACUUGGACCCCUGAGUAACGUCUCAUUUUUGACCACUACCCACUUGUUCAUCACAUUUGGACUGGAGUUACUUUUGGCUUUUUUCCAAAAUCAGCUUUCAGAAUUGGAAUUGAUUCCACUAAUCCUAUUCAGGAGACUGGGACACACGCCAGGAGAAGUUACACAACUUCACACUGACUGUACUCAACAGGAACAACACUUACUAACAUGUAUUGAUGUUUUUCAAAAGGUCAUAAAAUCUUUCAUCAUAAAGGUCUGCCUUUUGGGUCAUGAAUUCCUUCUCUACAAAAUCCCUUCUCUGACCCACUGUGGCCCACCCUGAUCACUAACAACAUCACCCCUGUUUCACUGACUGAGUGAUACCCGUCUGUCAUUUGUCAUCGUGGCUUCCUUGGUUAACUUUCUCAGAACAGUGCUUUCCAUUAUCCUUUGUUUUCUUAUCCUACUUUUUUUUUUCUUUUGGCCUAUAGGUUCCCUUGCACUUGAAGGGAAUUCCAUUCCUCAUUCCCUUGUACUUGAAAAUUUAAGAAACCAGAAACAAAUCUGGUAGUUUCUAGAUCCUUGCUCUCUGCUUCAGUUGUGCCUUUACCCUCUGUAAGAUACCAAUUCUGCCAGUGCUGCCUGUGUGCAGAUACUGUUUAGGACGGGCACGCCGUCAGAGGGAUAACAUGUGCACACAUCCACACAGGCCUCCCGCGUAGUUCCGAGGAGCACUUGUCUUCUAUUCUGGUAAAAGCUCUCAGAACAACAUACUGAAAUGCCUGUAAGCGUACCAGCUAACAUCUCUCUGCUCACAGUAAUGUGUAGUCAUGCUACUUAAAUCUGUAAUUACUAAGCAUCUGGCAGGAAUUCAGAGAAAAUAAAAUAUGCCUAGAAAGAUUAGUGUGAUGCUGGGAUGAAUAAGGAAAGACUGUGGCGGGCACCUGGUGGCUCAGUGGGUUAAGCCUCUGCCUUGGACUCAGGUCAUGAU
This is a messenger RNA of Neogale vison (American mink), 4392 nucleotides long. RefSeq names its product zinc finger with KRAB and SCAN domains 8 (gene ZKSCAN8). Gene Ontology annotation, molecular function: DNA-binding transcription factor activity, RNA polymerase II-specific; RNA polymerase II cis-regulatory region sequence-specific DNA binding. The record is from RefSeq and is a predicted model, not a curated record. Gene Ontology annotation, biological process: regulation of transcription by RNA polymerase II. The coding region runs from base 271 to 2004 and encodes 577 amino acids. The transcript is spliced from 6 exons. Lineage: Eukaryota; Metazoa; Chordata; Mammalia; Carnivora; Mustelidae.